Molecule: messenger RNA, 213 nt
Organism: Parnassius apollo (apollo)
Lineage: Eukaryota; Metazoa; Arthropoda; Insecta; Lepidoptera; Papilionidae
Source: the annotation of a GenBank genome assembly
AUGAGAAAGGAUUUUAUGGGUCGCUCAAACAAUAAUGUAAGUAAUGUAUCCUAUGAACCCGAGGAAGUACCAAUUGAAGAAGAACUUAAAAACUACUGGACUGAAAUAUGGAAGAAAGAUAAUGAACACAAUGAACAGACAAGUUCGAUCAAAGAAGAAGAAAAUAAAGCAGAAGCUAUUGAACUGAUGGAUUUCACAGAAGUUACCAAAUAA